UAAAAAAGGGCAAAAACACCAUUGAAUCCCAAAGCCAUCCAUAUAGACUGAAACAACAACAAUGGGGGAAGAAGUGAAGUUUCACGGCAUGUGGGCGAGCCCUUUCAGCCGAAGAGUGGAACUAGCACUCAAACUCAAAGCCAUACCCUACCAAUACAUUGAAGAAGAUUUGUCAAACAAGACCCCUUCGCUUCUACGUUAUAAUCCCGUUCAUAAGAAAGUUCCUGUUUUAGUGCACAACGAUAAACCAGUUGCCGAAUCAAUGGUCAUUAUCGAGUACAUGGACGAGACCUGGGAAAACAACCACAUUUUGCCUCGGGAUCCUUAUGAAAGAGCAAUGGCUCGCUUCUAUGCUAAAUUCAUUGACGAUAAGGUAUAUCAAAUUUCAACCCUUUUCUCAUUCAACAAUAGUUUGGUCAAAUUCUAUAUAAGGUCCAUGUAUUAUAAGUUUUUGACAUAUCUAAUUUUCUACUUAUUUAGCACAUUAGCUAAGAGUGUUGACCUUAUUCCCAGGAUCGAUAGGAUAGUUGUGUCAUGUGUGCAUGUAGGUGAAGCUCGGGAGGAAAAACCAGAGACUUUUUCCCAAUAAUGUGUGUUUUCAAUCAUGUCAACUCCUUAAAAUCAUGGCUUAUAUAUAUAUUUUAAAAUAUAUAGUGAUAUGAUGGACAAAUAUUAUCAAUUUUCUUUUAAAUGUG
Molecule: messenger RNA, 695 nt
Organism: Gossypium arboreum
Lineage: Eukaryota; Viridiplantae; Streptophyta; Magnoliopsida; Malvales; Malvaceae
Product: glutathione S-transferase U1-like
Exons: 1
Coding region: 62-589 (175 amino acids)
Source: RefSeq, a predicted model, not a curated record